Schistosoma rodhaini is the source of this 407-nucleotide messenger RNA. Lineage: Eukaryota; Metazoa; Platyhelminthes; Trematoda; Strigeidida; Schistosomatidae. The record is from the annotation of a GenBank genome assembly.
CUUAGAUAUUGGAUAUUGGAAUCUCAAGGACGUCUUGUGUGAAAAUGAUUCCUGAGGUUAUGGCGCUUUCGGCUGUCUCUUUGCAUUUAACAUGGAAUUUUUAUCUAAUGAGACCCCUUUACGCACAUCUUUACCGAGCAGUUCUUUGGGGAAGUGGUGCUUACAUAAUUUCUCGUGAAGUACAAAGAGCGUUCCACAAAAAGAAAGUGGCUCAUCUCAAGGCUAUCGAUAUCUAUAAAUCUCAAUUUCCAGAUAGAGUUCCUGUAAAAUUCUAUCCAACAUUCGGUGAAAUAAUCAAACCAUGGAAGCCACUACGCUGAUUGUUUUUUCGACAAUCAUAAAAACUUUUAAUAUCUCAUGUAAUUAGUUUGAAAUUGUGAAUAGAUCCAUUGUUCAAAAUAUUCCUU